AGGGAGGUGUGUAAAGCACAGGAAAGGACAAACUUGACCACAACCUGAGGAAAGCCGCUCCAAGGGCACAGAGCACAUACGCCUGAGCGCAGAAGAAAUUCACUGCCUCACUGACUCAAACCAAAGUCAUAGCUUUCCUUUGCUCCAUUGGUUUAGGCUCACACUGCCCUAAAAAGGCAUCCGAUGGUUGCCACGGGUGCAGACACCCUCUAGGCCUGUGUGGGACUUUAAACAACAAAAGCAGAACACAGAGAUGGCUGAGGCACAUCAGGCGGUAGGCUUCCAGUUCACUGUGCGCCCAGAUGGUGUGGACUUUAAACUGAGCCAAGAAGUCAUCAAAAAUAUCUACCUAUCAGGAGUGACAGCAUGGAAGAAGAAAGCCAUUCAAUUCAAGAAUGGUGUAUUGGCAGGAGUCUACCCUGCCAGUCCAUCCAGUUGGCUAAUAGUUGUGAUUGCCAUGAUGAGCUCUUUAUAUAUCCACAUAGACCCGUCUCUGGGAAUGAUGGAUGCCAUCAAGGAAAACCUACCAUAUCGAGACUGCAUGUCAGUACAGACACGAGCAGUCCUGAGUGCCAUCCUGUUUGCCACAGGACUGUGGCUGUUCCUCAUCUACCUCCUGAGAUACACUCUUAAAGCUUUGCUGUCCUAUCAUGGAUGGAUUUUUGAGUCCCAUGGAAAAAUGAGUACAUCAACUAAAGUGUGGCUGUGCCUGGUAAAGAUGUUUUCUGGACGCAGACCCUUGCUCUACAGUUUCCAGGCCUCCUUACCCAGGCUUCCUGUGCCCAGUGUGGAUGAUACAAUUCACAGGUACCUUGAGUCAGUUCGACCUCUGCUGGACAAUGAGCAGUACAAUAAAAUGGAACUUUUGGCCAGUGAUUUUAAAGAAAACAAAGCAGCCCAACUGCAGAGAUGCCUAAUCUUAAAAUCAUGGUGGGCAACAAAUUAUGUAAGUGACUGGUGGGAGGAGUACAUUUACCUCAGGGGCAGGAGUCCUAUCAUGGUCAACAGUAACUUCUAUAUAAUGGACCUCUUGUAUGUGACCCCAACACACCGUCAGGCUGCAAGAGCAGGAAAUGUGGUACAUGCCAUGUUGCAAUACAGACGCAAACUGGAACGUGGUGAACUUGCACCGCUGAGGGCUUUGGGGACUGUUCCUAUGUGUUCUACUCAGAUGGAGAGGAUGUUUAACACCACUCGUAUUCCUGGCAUUGAAACAGAUUUUGUGCAGCACCUGACUGAUCGGAAACACCUGGUUGUCUUCCACAAGGGUCGGUUCUUCCAGGUGUGGCUUUACACUGGAGGGCGUCACCUUUUGCCCAGUGAACUUGAGACACAGUUUCAAAGGAUUCUCAAUGAUACAUCAGAACCUCAACCAGGAGAACUCAAACUAGCUGCCCUGACAGCGGGAUACAGGGUUCCAUGGGCUCAGGCUCGGAUAAAAUAUUUUAGCCAGGGCAUAAACAAAGUAUCCCUGGAUGCAAUCGAGUCAGCUGCCUUCUUCCUGACACUGGAUGAUGAGCCACAGGGUUAUGAUCCUGCAAAGAGCAACUCACUUGAUAGCUACGCCAAGUCCCUGCUGCAUGGAAAAUGUUAUGACAGGUGGUUUGACAAAUCUUUUACAUUGAUCUCUUAUCCAAAUGGAAAAAUGGGUGUAAAUGUUGAACAUUCUUGGGCUGAUGCACCAAUUGUAGGACACAUGUGGGAGUAUAUUCUAGCAACAGACUGCUUCCAUCUUGGAUACACUGAGGAGGGACACUGUAAAGGGGAUGUGAACAAAAACCUGCCUCAUCCCACUCGACUACAAUGGCAGAUUCCAAAUGAGUGCCAAAAUGUCAUUGAAACAUCAUACCUCUCAGCCAAGCAGAUAGCUGACGAUGUGGACUUCCAUGGCUAUCUGUUUGCUGAGUUUGGGAAAGGCCUGAUCAAGAAGUGCAGGACAAGCCCUGAUGCCUUUAUUCAGCUGGCCUUGCAGCUGGCCCAGUUUAGGGACCAGCGUGUGUUCUGUCUGACGUACGAGUCAUCGAUGACACGUAUGUUCAGAGAUGGGCGGACAGAGACAGUACGCUCCUGCACUUCUGAGGCGGUCGCAUUCGUCAGAGCCAUGGAGGACGCUGGUGCGACGAAUGCCCAGAGACUUGCCCUGUUUCGGAAAGCAGCAGAAAAGCACCAAAACAUGUAUCGUCUGGCCAUGACUGGUUCUGGGAUCGAUCGUCACCUUUUCUGUCUCUAUAUAGUAUCUAAAUACCUUGGUGUCGACUCACCAUUUCUUACAAAGGUGCUUUCGGAGCCCUGGAAGUUGUCCACCAGCCAGACUCCACAGCAGCAGCUUAAUUUAGUUGACAUCAACAAGUUCCCGAAAUAUGUGGGUGGUGGAGGUGGAUUUGGCCCUGUGGCUGACGAUGGUUAUGGUGUGUCUUAUAUCAUUGUUGGGGAAAACCUCAUUACAUUCCACAUCUCCAGCAAGUUCUCCAGUCCUGACACAGACUCAUAUCGGUUUGGUCUGCAUAUUCGAAAGGCCAUGCUUGACAUCCAAGCUCUUUUCAAGCCUGAAAAUGAUAAGACAGCACAGAAUGCAAAGUAUGUCCAUCUGGAAAAUGGGAAAAAGCACAUAUAACAGAGAGUGUGGGAGGAUAUGUUGGAUUUGGAGCACAUACUGCCUGUGACUCAGUCUUCAUUCAUAAAAGUAAAACAAGGUUCUGGUGACAGGAUGGGCUGCUGUGGUGAGUCACAGUACAGGAGCUUGGCAUUCCUCAGACAAAAGCAAUAUUUAUUACACAUCUAUGUUUUUCCUGUUUAUAUUUGGGGGAAACAAAUGUCAUUUGUUUUACACAAUAGGUCCUCACAUACACGUACCACACUCACUGUAUAUAAAGCCAAUGUAAUGUAAAUAAAGCUACAAUAUGUAUUUAUUCAUGAUCUUAUGAAAGCUGUAAAUAUAUCUGCCAAAAGAAUGUGUUCCUGUAUUUGCAGAUCUAAAUUAUUUGUUAUGUGCCGGUAUUUAAGAAUUUGCUGUUGAUUUUAAGGCGGCUGUCAUUUGUGAUUAAAAAUAUAACACAUGCAACUAAUGCAUAACUAGUGCAGUCAUCAUCAGGGAUUUCUGUGGCACUGCUGUGGAAGAUUGGAAAAUCCAGUUUGAUCAUUACAUCAGCUGUGUGUGUGUGUGUGUGUGUGUGUGUGUGUGUGUGUGUGUGUGUGUGUGUGUGUGUGUGUGUGUGUAUAGAUAUAUGACUGAAAGAGGCAUGACAGAGCAGCACUGCACUGAUGGGUCAUAGUGAGAGCUGUGGGAAAUUUGCUGUCAAAAUUGGGAUAACAUAAAGUAUUGUGCAGAAGUCUUGAACCAGCCUAAUUUCUUUGUAUUUGGCUUCCAAGGACCCAGAUGUUCUUAUAAUUAUUUAAAGUAGUCUAGAGCUCUGAAAGCUUUCUGAAGAUCGUUCAAAGUUUUUCUGUGGACACUGGCUGCUUUUUCACUACGUUUCUGUACAGUACUUGUACCUGACUAGUCUUUGUUUUGGGUUGGUUUUUUUUGGUUUGUUAAGCGACAUAAAACUGAUGUAUGAUUCAUUCAAGCAUAAAAAGGCGCCCAACUCGAGGUAUGAACCAGUGUUGUGUAAACAUACAACAGAAAAGUUAGCAAAGAACCAAUAUUAAAUCAUAAUAAAGCAUUUUGUUACUAACAGUUCGUUGCAAAAACAUGCAAUUUGUUCCCAUUACUGUAGGUAAAUCUACAAAAAUUGCCCAAGAAAAUAAAAAACUAUCCAAAGCAGAUGAAUAGUAUCUGAAAUUCAUGUCUUUAUUGUAUAAAAGAAUUGGCGGGCAGGCACUACCACUCAUGCAUUGGUCUCCCCAGUGUCCAGACCUCAGCAUCAUUGAAGCAGUGUAAGAACAGAAUGCAGUCAACAUCUAAAGAAGAGCUUUGAAUGUCCUUUAAGAAAACUGGAAAAGUAUUCCUGAAGACUACUUAAAGAAAUUACAACAAACUUUAAGAGUUCAUGCUGUGUUAAAGAAUAAAAGUGAUCAUACCAAAUGUUGACUUUCAAACUUGUUACAAUUGUAUAAACUCUAUUUUUGUCUCAUUUACUGUAUUCAGAUUAAUUCUUGAACGUUUCAAUAACUCGCUGCAGCUAUUUCCCAAUUCCUUUGCAAAAUAUGAGGAAAUGAAGGGUGACUCAAGAUUUUUGCAGUUUUGUAUUCCUAUUCAUUACAGAAUAAAACGAGUACUUGUGCUUUUAAAUACACUAACAACAGA
This is a messenger RNA of Oreochromis aureus, 4246 nucleotides long. RefSeq names its product carnitine palmitoyltransferase 1B (muscle) (gene cpt1b). The transcript is spliced from 20 exons. Gene Ontology annotation, cellular component: mitochondrion. NCBI's taxonomy places the organism in Eukaryota, Metazoa, Chordata, Actinopteri, Cichliformes, Cichlidae. Gene Ontology annotation, biological process: fatty acid metabolic process; carnitine metabolic process. The coding region runs from base 254 to 2614 and encodes 786 amino acids. The record is from RefSeq and is a predicted model, not a curated record. Gene Ontology annotation, molecular function: carnitine O-palmitoyltransferase activity.